Anas platyrhynchos (mallard) is the source of this 3448-nucleotide messenger RNA. It is a transcript of the gene JOSD1, whose product is annotated as Josephin domain containing 1. Gene Ontology annotation, molecular function: cysteine-type deubiquitinase activity. Lineage: Eukaryota; Metazoa; Chordata; Aves; Anseriformes; Anatidae. Gene Ontology annotation, biological process: protein deubiquitination. The record is from RefSeq and is a predicted model, not a curated record.
UGAGGCGCGGCGCGCAUGCGCAGUGGGGAGGGGAGGCCGGGGCCGAGCGGCGGCUUCGUCCCCCCCGUCCCGCUGCCGGCCCUAACGGUCGUAACGGCCCUAACGGCUCCUCCCUGAGGGGCGAUGCAGGGCGGCGGCUGAGCCUCCCCCGACGACCCCCUGAUCCCCCCCGGUCCCCUCUCGGCGCCCUGAGGAGCCUCGGCCCGCCCCGCCGCCGUGCUCCCCCCCCGGGGCCUGCUGCGGGCGCGGCGGGCGAUGGAAGAGAAGGAGCGGUGUGCCCAGCUGCCGCCCGCCCGGGGCUGAGGGCUCCGCCCGUGAGGGGUCGCACACAAACGGCGCUGCUGGGCCUCGGGGGGGGGCGGGAGGGGACGCGCCGGGGCUCAGCGGGGUAUGGGAGGUGUGGGGGGGGUGCUGUGGGGUGUGAAGGCGGGGUAACGCGGAGCUGAAGGGGCCGGCCGCUGGGGUAACGGGGCAGCGGGCUGCUGGCUUCGCUCUUGGUGGACAGACUCGAGGCGCCUUCGUCGCUCGCCGCCCGCCCCGCGAGAAGAUGAGUUGCGUGCCAUGGAAAGGUGACAAGGCCAAGUCGGAAUCAGCGGAGCCGCCCCAGCCGCCGCCACCGCCGCAUAUUUACCACGAGAAGCAGCGCAGGGAGCUGUGUGCCCUCCAUGCCCUCAACAAUGUCUUCCAGGACAGCAACGCCUUCACUAGGGAAACCCUGCAGGAGAUUUUUCAGAGGCUGUCUCCCAACACCAUGGUGACGCCCCACAAGAAGAGCAUGCUGGGGAAUGGGAACUAUGAUGUGAACGUAAUCAUGGCAGCGCUUCAGACCAAAGGCUAUGAGGCAGUUUGGUGGGACAAGCGCAGGGAUGUUAAUGUCAUUGCCCUGUCCAACGUGAUGGGCUUCAUCAUGAACCUGCCCUCCAGCCUUUGCUGGGGUCCCUUGAAGCUCCCCCUCAAGCGACAGCACUGGAUCUGUGUCCGGGAGGUGGGAGGCACCUACUACAACCUCGACUCCAAACUCAAGGUGCCGGAGUGGAUUGGAGGUGAAAGCGAGCUCAGGAAAUUUUUGAAACACCAGCUGAGAGGAAAGAACUGUGAACUCCUGCUGGUGGUGCCAGAGGAGGUGGAAGCACAUCAGAGCUGGCGAGCUGACGUGUGACCCGGACCCACUCUGUCCUUCCACUACAGCUCUGCCCCUUUUCGGAACUCCUGACAUCCUGAAACCUGGAUAAUGGGUGCCCCGACUCUUCUCUUCUGGACCUUCCUUUCCUAGGCUCUUUCCUUUCUUCCUUGGUGCAAUAGGGCAGUGGCUUAGGACACUGGGGGCGGUGGGUGGGGAAGAAUCGAGGGCAGAGUGGAGGAAACUGGAAGCUAAUCACUUUUAAUUACAAAGGUGAGCGAGCUGUGUGCCCUUCAGCUAACCAGAAGGCGUCGCGCUCUUUAAAAACUGGGCUUUGGGACCAGGGCGCAUGGAAGCCUCUGGCCUCCCUUUCCCCAAAUCAUCCAAGGCUGCGCGUGGUCAGUAACUCCCCGCAGAGCUUACUGGGAAGGAGCAGGGGCCAAGCACGCUGCCGCUCCUCCGCAUGUCUCCAAAACAAGUAGUCGUGAAGGCGUCUGCAAUUCCUAAGAACACUAGGACUGGUACGGUGCUCAGCACGACCCUGCGCUUCGUAGGGGUGGCUUGUGCCAAGAAUUAGAGAGGAAAAAAAAGAAGUGUCAUCUUCCAAGAAUUUCUUUGGGUAGCUAGAGGGUUCCUCCCCAGGAUCUCUGAGGAUUUCUGUCUGUGCCUGAGCGGUCGUUUGGCGAUGUGGCAACAGCAAGCGCAGGCUCGUGGAGGAGUGUCAGGUUUCUGAACUUGGUGGAGGCGGCAGUCUGCCUGGGCUUUGGUACUGUCCUGGGGUUUGUUUUCUUCAACAUCUGAGGCUGCUUUGGUUUUCUGCGUGGUCACCUGGUGGUUUAGGGGCUGCUCGGUGAGGGGAAUAACCCCGAAGGGGUUUUUAGAGGAAUCAAUUCCCUCUUUACUUUCCUCUUUCCACAAGUCUAGCCCGCGGUCACAAAUGUCAUGCAGAAUGUCGCAGGAGUUUUUCUACCAGGGAGUUUAAAGUUAUGAAGGCAAAAAAUCAUCCUAGGGAGGGAAGGCUUCAGUAAUAGUUAGGUUUUACCUUUCUGUAGUCACUUGCAGCUGAUGUGGGAGAUGCAGAGGCUCCACCAGAACCUUCAGCCCGGGGCCUGGUGGUUGAACCAACUUCUCUUUGAGCGCUGGCUGCCAAACAUUCCACUAAGGGGCAGAUGGCUUCUUCCUCCCUUCCCUUCCACGGGGGAAAACGUGACUGGCCACGGAGCCUCUGGGAGGGAUCUGGGUGGGUUGGUUUGUCCGCUGGGCACGCUGUCGUUCCUUCCACGGCACUGAAUUCGGAGCAGAGCUCGCUGCAUUUAGCAGCUCCUGGCCAGGCUGCUGUUUGCUUCCCUUCUUUCCACGUGAGCUGGGGCUUAAACAGUAACUGAAGGGAAGGGAAGGGAGGGGAAGGGGCUCCAGCGGCUCUGCUCGGGGGGUAGCAAAGCCUCGGAGGGCUGCGGGCUUUUCACCCCCUCUCAGUUCUUUGUCCCUGAGAGCUCUGCGAAGCGCGAGCUGCUGUUUGGAGCCGGACGGGAGCGCUGCACCGCGCCUCGCCGUUCCCAAGGGCAGAGGCUGUGUGAUGACAGGACCCCAGUGGCGUUUGCUGCCCCGCAGCGUGCUGAGCACAGCCUCCUGAAGCCGGGCGCAGCCAGCUCCUGUGUUUUAAGAACCCAAGGUUUCUAUAAAAAGUCCCGUUUCGUAACACAUUCCAGUGACCGAUACCAGCCGGCAGAGUUUUUAAACACUUCACAAGCAGAAUGCGAAGCCUGCAGCCAUUCUGCUCCUGACUUGAAGCCAUUUCUUCAAGAGAGGAAAGGGGGGGAAAAAAAAAAAAUCUCAACAGCAACGUUUUCUAUGCUGAUUGAAAAUCGCACUUUGGAGAAACCCUGUUUGCAUGGAAACUGCAAGCCAACGGAUCAGUGCACAAUAUGCAAAGAUGUUUUAAAGGACUUUGGGGCUGCUUUUCCUCUCCUCGCCCGUCAGCACCUCUCCUUUGGGGCAAAAUAGCGUGAUCCAGCUGCUCAGGUAACGGGAACUGACCGGUCACGGCCCUGGGGGCAGCGAGGCUGCUGCGACGGGGUGGGCACACCGGCCCCGUCCCGCGGGGAGGGGGGGAGCCCGUGUUUGUUUUCUUGCUUGUUUGGUUUUGUUAGAGCCUCGUCUUGGGUUUGUUUACAGAGAUGUAUUUUGUUUAACCAAAUAUGAAAAAAAAAAUGGGAAAAAAAAAAACAAUUUCCAUAUAAAUGUCCUAUCACUUCUGUAUGUUCAACUGAGUUGUUCUGUAACAAGUUAUGUAAAGGAAAAAUAAAUUUUUUUUCUUUGGUUAUAAAA